Messenger RNA from Hemicordylus capensis (graceful crag lizard), 5082 nucleotides. It is a transcript of the gene GPT2, whose product is annotated as glutamic--pyruvic transaminase 2. The record is from RefSeq and is a predicted model, not a curated record. Lineage: Eukaryota; Metazoa; Chordata; Lepidosauria; Squamata; Cordylidae. Gene Ontology annotation, molecular function: pyridoxal phosphate binding; L-alanine:2-oxoglutarate transaminase activity. The coding region runs from base 450 to 2108 and encodes 552 amino acids. Gene Ontology annotation, biological process: biosynthetic process. The transcript has 11 exons.
CGCCGCCUUCGGCGCAGCGGAACUACCCGCCCCAGCAGCCCGCGCGGCGACCCGCCUUGGCUGGUGCAAUCUGCUCGCAGCAGAAAGUGGGCAGCGGCCAGCGGGUCUUCCUCCCUCCAGGAGCUCGGCUGCAUGGGGCUUCCUCCCGGGACUUUGUCUCCGCGGUCCGGACAGAGCCCCCCCCUUGCUGUGAUGGUCGGGCCCGUGCCUUAACUGCCCGAGCUCGCCACCGCCUCCCUUGCAAGAUCGCGCGGCUCGGCCCCCUCUCCCCAGCCAAGUUGCCCGAAGGAGAGCGCCAAGCAUGCACUUGUAACCGGCCGGCCAGCCAGCCAGCCGCCCUCUGCGGAUGAAGACAUUUUGCGCCGCUCUUGCGCAUUAGCGGAGACCCUCUCCUUGGAGGCGCCUGGAUCGGGACACCAAAUCAAGAGCCCCGCUCCCUCCCCAAGAGCAUGCAUCGCCUGUCGGGGUUGGCAAAGGAAGCCGGCUGCCAGCGCGAGAGCAAAGAGGCGGCUCUGCGCUUCGUCGCCUCGCUGGUGGCCGGCCAGCCGCCGCCGCCGCCGGGACCCGCGCGGCCCCAUCCUCGGCUGCUGGGGCGAGUGGGGCUGGCGCGGCGCUGGAGCAGCGCGGCCAAGGCCUCUGCGGUGAAGGUGGAGGAGAAGCCGGCCCGGGAGAAGAUCCUCACGCUGGAGUCCAUGAACCCCCAGGUGAAGGCGGUGGAGUACGCCGUGCGGGGGCCCAUCGUGCUGAAAGCGGGCGAGAUCGAGAAGGAGCUGCGGAAGGGAAUCAAAAAGCCUUUCACAGAAGUCAUCAAGGCUAAUAUCGGCGAUGCACACGCAAUGGGGCAGCGACCCAUCACUUUCCUUCGGCAGGUGGUUGCACUCUGCACAUACCCAGACCUGUUGGACAGCCCCAGCUUCCCUGAAGACUCUAAGGAAAGAGCGAGACGCAUCUUGCAGGAUUGUGGAGGGAACAGCUUAGGUUCUUAUAGUGCCAGCCAAGGGGUGAACUGUAUCCGCGAAGAUGUCGCAGCCUACAUUGAAAGGCGAGAUGGAGGCGUGCCUGCGGACCCUGAUAACAUAUACCUGACGACGGGAGCAAGUGACGGCAUUGCGACUAUUCUAAAGAUCCUUGUCUCCGGAGGAGGGAGAUCACGGACUGGCGUGAUGAUCCCAAUCCCACAGUAUCCCUUGUAUUCAGCAGCCAUUUCAGAAUUGGAUGCUAUUCAGGUGAACUAUUACCUUGACGAAGAGAACUGCUGGGCCCUAGACGUGGAUGAACUCCGUCGUUCCUUGAAUGAAGCCAAAGCUUACUGUAACCCGAAGGUCCUGUGCAUCAUCAAUCCAGGAAAUCCCACAGGUCAGGUUCAAAGCAGAAAGUGCAUUGAAGACGUGAUACACUUUGCUUGGGAGGAGAAACUGUUUCUUCUGGCUGAUGAGGUUUAUCAAGACAACGUCUACUCGGAAAGCUGCGAGUUUAACUCCUUCAAAAAGAUCCUGUACGAGAUGGGACCGGAUUACUCCAGUAAUGUGGAACUGGCCUCCUUUCAUUCCACCUCCAAGGGAUACAUGGGCGAGUGUGGCUACAGAGGGGGCUACAUGGAAGUGAUUAACUUGCACCCCGAUAUUAAAGGGCAACUUGUUAAGCUCCUUUCAGUCCGGUUGUGUCCGCCGGUUUCUGGUCAAGCAGCCAUGGACAUUGUAGUGAAUCCUCCCGUGCCUGGGGAAGAAUCUUAUGCACAGUUCGUCAAGGAGAAGGAGUCUGUCUUGAACAACCUGGCAAAAAAAGCCAAGCUCACAGAAGACAUGUUCAACCAGGUACCUGGAAUUCACUGCAACCCGCUCCAAGGAGCUUUGUAUGCUUUCCCGCGAAUAUUUAUCCCUUCCAAGGCCAUUGAGACAGCAAAGGCUCAUAAAAUGGCUCCGGACAUGUUCUACUGUAUGAAACUUUUGGAGGAAACUGGAAUCUGUGUUGUUCCUGGAAGUGGAUUUGGCCAAAGAGAAGGAACUUACCACUUCAGGAUGACAAUUCUUCCUCCGGUAGAAAAGCUAAAGAUCUUGCUGGAGAAAGUGAAAGAUUUCCAUAUAAAAUUUCUCAAAGAAUACUCCUAAACAAAAGACUUUCUCUUUUUCCAGAGUGCUUCUGGAAAGAAAAACAAAGCUGUGAUGGAAAAAAUAUGCUUUUUAAAUCUUUAAUCAAAUCCACAAUACACUAGCUAGAGCCCAGCUAUGAAAUUUCAGUAAAUCCAACCUAAUGUCUACUGUGGAGUAUACUGUAAUAACUUUAUGGAAAGGGAUGAAAGUCAGAGCAGGAACAGAAAAGAGUACAAUAUUUGUGCCUUGACAAGAACAUAUUCAUAGCUUUGUAUGGUUGGCUAGAUAAGAGAUAGAUAAGAGAGGGAAGUUCCUAAUAAGAUUUUUUGACACUCAAAAUUUGCAAACAUCCUGACUAAAUUACUCAACGGAAGUCCCAUUGAAAUUAAUAAGACAAGUUAGUCCCAUUCAUUUCUUGUGCUAUUACUUUCAGUGGGACUUCCGUCGAGUAAUUGAGCGAGGAUGCCAGCCAAAUUUGUUCUUUGUUUUUAAGGACAAAGUGUUAGCAACAUCCGAUCAAGCCGGCAUUUCUGUGUCAAACACCUUUCUAUACUUCCAGAAAAACGUGCUUUCUACAUUUUAGGAAGCAUCCCUUUCUAUUGUAUGUGUGUCUUAAAAGUUGUGCAGUUAGAAUAUAGUUUGCAUGGUCUCUUGUGCAACUCUUGUUCUUGUCACUGGGGCUUGCGCAGAGGAGUUUGUGGCGGAUCGGGCCGCCCUGUAUCUUCCUGUUCAGACUUCUCACUUGAGUACUAUACCACACUGUGGGCAAUAGGUAUCUGUUUUCAAUUUCUGUUUCAGGAUUUAAGAAAUCACCAAAAUUUUGCUCUGACAACGUAAUGAGUGUUGCCUCUUGUCCAGGCUAGAUAUGAAAACUGCAGGCAUGAAAACUGCAGCAACAGGGUCUUUGCAUGGAAUAUGUUAUUUUCAAUUCAUCUUCAGUUUACAAGCAUGAGCAAAGUAAUUGAGGGUCAAGAUAUCAGGACAGGACUGUCCAGCUUGCAUUUGGUGAUGUACUGCUUUAGAAACGGGAGAUUGAGUACAUUACCUAAGCCACGAAAAGGGAGACUCCUUCAGUGUUCGAAUCCAUCUCAGCAUGAUAGUAAAUAUGUAGUGCUGGCAUUGGAUGUGUGUUUGCCUGUAUUACCAAAUGAGUUGCCAAUUUUGCUGAAUCUUGUUCUUAGGAGAAAGGGCCAAUGUUGAAGGGGACUCAGAGGUCCAGCAGUAGAAAAGGGUCCAAUUUUUGACAAGUAAGCAUACUGUCUUGUCUGAAUAUUCAGCCCCCAGCAGGGCUGUAGUUCUUAACCUGAACAGACACAGGACUAGAAGUUCUGUGAAAAGAUUGCUCCACUGUUUACCUCUUAUGUGCCGAACCUCAUUAAAACUGAAGAGUUCUCCAGGGUAUUCUAACAAGAACAAUCUGAGCAACACAUAGACCUUCAGCUGUAGAAUUCGAGUUGUUCAAAAAGUCAUUGCACCUCUGCCUUUCAGCUCGGUAAGCAUCAUUUCAUACACCGCAAAGUCUACCCAAGGUGGUGAGUGGGCCUCGCUGCUAACCCGAGUGGCCACCUGAAUUCAUGGUACUUUACCACCAUACGGUAGAAUCCAAGAGUCUCAUUUGGGGCCACCUGGGAUUAAUCUUCUAAAAUUGUGAAAUUUGUUCAUUGCAUUCUGUGUAUCUACCUGUAUACAGCACUUGGUACUUAGUGCUUGCCCAAAGUUCCCAGACAGGGUCAAGUGAAUUGCCCCACUGGAUAAAACAAGUUGGCCCAGAAUACUAGCCACCAUACUUAAUCCAACUAUAGAACUGAGCAGAAUUUCAGAUGUAAGCAACUGUUAUGGAUAGCAUUGGUUCCUAGCAGACAGGUACAACUGCUAUCAAACUCUGGCCUUGGGGCAGUCGAAAACUAAUAUAGUUUUGUCUGUAGGAUGUCGCCCCGAUCAUCUUAUUCGUCCCAUGUGAGGGAGGGACGAAUAGGAGGAAACAUAAUCCUGGAAGGAAACAUAAUCCUGAACGAACUCUCAGCUUGCCAGCACUGGCACAGUUUCCUAAGCAUUUAACUCUGAAGCCGUGAAAAGCUAAGCGCUAGCAAAGAGGGUGGAAUCCUUUCACUCUGAACAUUUCAAUAAAAGUGAAAUUACAAAGCAAUUGCACUUUCCCCUCAAAUCUGAAUUGUGGGGGGUCGCUGUUUAGGGAGUGCUGCCAUACUGAAAACUUGGCGCAAGAGAAUUCUGUGCUCUAAUAAUGGCAGUUACUAUAUAUUUUUUAAUAUUUUUGUAAGUAGAGAUUUUUUUCAUGGGUUGAGGGGGGGAGGAUAGUAUUUGUAGUCUUUAACAAGCCUUUUAUAUUUGCCUUGUGUUUACACCCAAUGUUCCUGGAAUCAAUGCAAGGUUUACAUGUUUCUAAACACUUUUGUGGGCUUGUUUAAUUUCCCCCCUUUCCCCUUCCAUCCUUUGAAAAUGGGGACAGUCCUUGCAAUUUUUCUUUUAAAUCAAGGAUGCUGACCUACUUCCUGUUGUGUUUUCUAAACAAUCGAUUAUGGUGCCUUUUUGGUUUCUGGUACUGCAAGGGAGAAUGUAGGGGGUUUUGUUUUUCCUGCAUCUCUUUUGGAAAAGAGUGCUUGUACAACAGUUGACUUGCUACACCUGUAUGUACUGUGAUGAGCUAAUGUUGAACUCAAGUUGUGAACUGAGUUGUUGAACUCCGCUUGAGCUGGGGUUGCUAGUCUCGGACUUAUUGCGGAAUUGACCUUCGAGGACGUUUCCCCAAACCACCAAUCUGAGGACCGCAGCCUGAGCAACGGAGAACAUUAAGACACUGGUUUUGUUGACAUGUUUGUCUAAUAUGCAAGUCCUUGAAUUAAGGAGGCAGUUUCUACCAUUGUGAUGCAUGCUCGUAGGUUUGAUUUCCCUACAGGUGCUCCUCAGACUGUACUUGGGACGACUCUUUAAAUGUACCUACAACUUCAGCAAAAAUAAACAGAGUGACUGGAAA